Molecule: messenger RNA, 1364 nt
Organism: Dentiscutata heterogama
Lineage: Eukaryota; Fungi; Glomeromycota; Glomeromycetes; Diversisporales; Gigasporaceae
Source: the annotation of a GenBank genome assembly
AUGGCCAAUACUAAAGUUAACGAGAUAGAUAACCAGAAUGUGGUCGUGGACGAUGUGGUAGUUAAUCCAAAUGCUAAUAAACCUGUCAAUCCAUGGAAACUUAUGAGAUCGUUAGAGAGGUAUCAAAUAAUGACCUUCACCGCAGCGUUCCUUGGAUGGACUUUAGAUGCCUUCGAUUUCUUCACCGUUUCAUUUGCUAUACCUUAUAUUACAGUAACAUUGCUACUACGUCCUAUUGGUGCAUUAAUUUUUGGUAUACUGGCUGAUAAAUAUGGCAGAAAAUAUCCGUUAAUGGCCGAUAUCAUCUUGUAUAGCGUGGUGGAAUUAGCUUCCGGUUUUGCUCCAAAUUUCCAAGUUUUUGUAGCAUUAAGAGCUAUUUUUGGAAUUGCGAUGGGUGGUGAGUGGGGCUUAGGUGCAGCCUUAGCGAUGGAAGCUUUACCACCUGAAUCUCGUGGUUUGUUCUCUGGAAUUUUACAACAAGGCUAUCCAACUGGUUACAUAAUUGCAGCAAUAUUUUACUAUGCUGUAAUUAGGACUCUCGGUUGGCGUGCAAUGUUCUGGAUUGGUUCUUUUCCUGCACUUGUUGUCGUUUUCAUGCGAUUUUUUGUUCCUGAAUCCAAAGCAUGGGAAAAAACUCAUGAAGCUCGUCGUAGGUCAGUCGACCAUAAUAUGCUCAAUGAAGUAAAAAAGAUUGUUAAAGAUUAUUGGCUGAAAAUCAUUCACACAAUCCUAUUAAUGGCUGGUUUUGGUUUCACAAGCCACGGCACACAGGAUCUUUUCCCCACGUUUCUUAAAACACAACUCUCCUUUUCUCCAGAGGAAAUCACGAUAACAACUAUUAUAGCCAACGUUGGUUCUAUUAUAGGCGGCACAACAUGUGGAUAUUUGUCUCAAUAUCUGGGCCGUAAGAAAAUGGUUAUCACAGCGAUGAUAUUAGCUGGUGUUUUUUUACCUUUAAUAGCCAUUCCUAUUAAUAAAUCACUUGUGACUUUUGGUGCAUUCGUUGUUUAUUUCUUUGUUCAGGGUGCCUUUGGUGUUGUACCUGCCCAUUUGAAUGAGUUAUCACCACCAGCUUAUCGUGGAAUAUUUCCAGGAUUAACUUAUCAAUUGGGUACCCUGAUCUCUUCUUCUUCUGCUCAAGUUGAAGCAUUAUUGGGUGAAGCGUUUCCUAAAAAUGGUUUACCAGAUUAUGGACUGACUAUAGCGGUUAUGUCAGCAUGUGCUAUGAUGGUUGUAAUUAUAUUUAUGUCAACUGGAGGAGAAAUGAAACAUGUGGAUUUCAUGGAAGAAGCUAGUUUUGAAGAAGCUAGUUUUGAAGAAGCUAAUGUUGAAGACAUAGAAGUUAAUGAAACUAAAAAUGCUCA